AUGGUCCUCAUACUCACGUGCCUUCUGAUCUGCUACAACCCGAGAGACAGCACGGAGGAUAUCCUCAUCAAGACGGGCACCAUCGUGCGCCAGCAACACAAACCUGGGGAAAGAGGGGGGGAAGAGCCGGGCUCGCAAGCCGGCGAUCUUGAAGGAACACCGGGGGGCGCCAAAAAUCCAGCGGGCGCGUCCAUCCAUGCGUUAAGACUAGAUCUAGUUCAGCCAGCAGGAGCGGCAAGGCGGGCAGGAGCGGUGGGAAAACGGGGAGCUGCGGGAGGGAGCCCGGACCGCUCGACCCCGGCGAUGUCACCGAUGGCCGUAGAGAACUUUUUGACCCCAAGACGCGGUGGAAACAGGAUAACGUAUGGUCCAGACUCUGACGGCGGGGACGAUGGCGAGACGUACGCGUACCAGAACCCCAGAAAAGGCAAGUCCGCCGCGGUGGGACCGCCGAGGGCCAAGGCGAAGACGGCCACCGCCGCCGCUGCCGCUGCCGCUGCCGUCACCACCACCGUCGCCCCCGCCACCGCCGUUGCAGCAACAGCAACUUCCCCUGAGGGUUCCCGGGCGGCGCAGGAGAAACGGCAGCACGGAGCCGGGGCCGCGGCCGUCGCCCCUGUGCCCACCCCCGUAGCCAGGCUCCUCCCGGGAGCCGCCCCGUCAAGACGCCACGGAGAAGAAAAGAGGAGCCAUGAACGCAACCACAGUUACGACUCCAGCAGCAGCGCCGAUGGCGAAGAGGAAAAGAAGAGGGAUGAUCACGGGUGUGGAGGAAUCAUGGCAGACAUGAGGCCGGUGUCUGCUGGAGCAGGCGACGAAAACGACGGCAGCGACUUUUACCAGAAGUUGGGUGCCCAGACCCCUGCCGCACAAUACGGAGGCGGCGGCGGCGGCGGUGGCGGUAUCUUUGCAACAUCACGAACGUCACCAACACCGACAGGUGCUGCUCCCCCCUUGGAUCCCACUCGGUUUCUCGCUGGUACCUCGUUGGUACAGGCAACGGCGGCUUCGAGGUACUUUCCACACGGUGACGGCGGCAGCUUCCAGGUACCGCAGUCCCCGAAAACGCCUGAAUUGCCCGGCGGCAACGACAACGGCAACGCCGAGAAAUCACUGCGGCUCGACGGUCAGACCAACAUAUUGACGUCCCCAAAGCCAGCCGACGUGCCCACCUCCAGCGGCGUAGAAGAGCGAACGGUCGUUCCGUCUUCGUCUGGCUUGACCUCCAAUCCUUGCCUCUUGUCCCAGCAAACCCCUGUCGCAUCGCCACGUGGCGGGUUGCCACCCACGUACCAGGAACACACCGACGCGGUUGGAAACGCGGCACGCAGUGGCAGCCCGGCGUCUGAGGGGCACUCGGCGAGCGGGGACUCGUCCGUUGGCGACACGACCGGCCUCGUGGCGUCGCUUGCCAACGCCCUCCUCGCCCGCGCGAACGCCGGGGACGGCGCGUCUCCCACCAACGGCAGCGAGAACCAGCAGCAGGAAGAGGAAGCAGGGAAGAACGACCCUUCUUCUACUCCCGCCGUUUUGUUGAAAGGGUUGAUGACACAGACGCCGCCGGGCGGGGUCUCUCCGGCGCGCCCUGAAAGAAAAACACUGCAACGCCAGCCAAGCGGGUCUGCCGCUUAUCCGCGGAGCGGGAGCGACCUGUCUCCUGUACCGUUCGCCCGCGGCACUCUCUUCCAAGUGGCAGAUUUCCCGGAGGAGGAGGAGGAGGAGACACCGUCUCCAUUGCCGGUGGUUGAGGCAACAGCGAAAUCCUUGCCCCAGGUGGAGAUGAGCACGGCCGUAGAGGGGUCGCGAAUGUUGCUAGGCCAGACGCCGAUCACGUUAUCGAACGCGGACGCGACGCGGCUGUACGAGUCAAAUAUUUCCACUGACACUGUGCCAAUAACUGCAGCAGAAGCAGCAGGAGCUCCAGAUGGGGGAGCCGGGGACGAAGAGAAAACGUCUGACAUUACGUCCGGGCGGAAAGCUAGUACCUCGGAGCAGCAGCCAGUUGUCGAGGACGGAGCGCCCUCACCCGUUGUGGAGCCUGCCGACCAAGCACGCGCAUCGCCUCCUUACAUCCCACUCAACACGACACUGACGAACGGGGUGGAGGAACCGGCGGUGGUUGCUGGGGGUACCCCCUCCGAUGGCCCCAACAGCGACGAUGCUACCACUACCGCAAGCGCCACAGCAGCAGCCCCGCGUCCCAGCACCAAACCGCAGAGCAGAUUCUCGCGCUUCGUUGAGAAGGCGUUGUCGACGGACGUUGCCGCUCCGGCCGAGGCGCUGCCUACGCCAGCCGCCGAAGCGGCGACGGCAGAGGGUGGAAGUGACGGGAUCAACGGGACAAGUGGCGAUCCGGCCGCAGCAGGAGAACGAAAAACGGGAACAGAAACAGGAGCACACCCGCGUGCAGAAUAA
This is a messenger RNA of Ectocarpus sp. CCAP 1310/34, 2415 nucleotides long. The record is from the annotation of a GenBank genome assembly. Lineage: Eukaryota; Phaeophyceae; Ectocarpales; Ectocarpaceae.